AUGGAUCGAGAGCAGGAAGAUCUUCAAUUUCUCGACUUCUUCGGCAUCUUCACAGAAUCCUUCAAUCUUGUUUUCUCAUGGAGGAAGAUCUUCAGCAAGAUUACUCUAACCCUAAUCUUGCCGCUUUCCGUCGUCUUUGUAGCUCACAUCCAGGUAACCGAGCUUCUGUUCUUCAAGAUCUUGAAAAACGAAGAUUCUCUCAACUCAAUCCCCAAGAAUUCUCCGAAUUACACGAAGCUUUCCGAUAUGAUCACGUCGGAGUGGAUCUCUUUCUGGCUCUUCAAAGCUGCGUAUUUCACUUUCUUUCUUGUUCUUACUCUCCUUUCCACGGCGGCCGUCGUUUACACCAUCGCUUGUGUUUAUACCGGUAAAGAAAUCACCUUCAGGAAGAUUAUUAGCGUCGUUCCUAAGGUUUGGAGAAGGCUGAUGGUUACGUUCGUAUGGAAUUUUGUUAUCGUUUUGGUUUACAACAUUGCUUUUGGUGUUUUGAUUCUCCUUUGGGCUGCAAUUUUCGGAUUCGGUGGGAUUGGGAUUCUCAUCAUUGCUGGGAUUUCGGUAUCAUAUGUUCUAGGGUUUGUUUACAUAAGCGUAGUGUGGCAUCUAGCAUGCGUUGUCUCGGUUUUGGAGGAUGUUUAUGGGAUUCAAGCAAUGUUGAAGAGCAAGGAACUGAUUAAGGGGAAGCUGGUGCUUUGUUGUGCUGUUUUCUUAACUUUUACUGUGCUGUUUCUAGCGAGUCAAUUGGUUUUUCAGACAGUGGUUGUGCUUGGUAGCUCUAAUCAUUAUGGAUUAAGAAUUGUUCUUGGAGUUCUUUGUUUCUUGUUGCUGUUCAAGGUGUUCCUCUUUGGGCUUGUUGCUCAAACAAUCAUCUACUUCGUCUGCAAAUCAUAUCACCAUCAAAAUAUUGACAAGUCCUCAUUGUCUGAUCAUCUGGAAGUGUAUCUUGGGGAUUAUGUUCCACUAACAGCCCAAGAUGUUCAAUUAGGGGAGUUCUAA
Cucurbita pepo subsp. pepo (vegetable marrow) is the source of this 993-nucleotide messenger RNA. RefSeq lists its product as uncharacterized. Lineage: Eukaryota; Viridiplantae; Streptophyta; Magnoliopsida; Cucurbitales; Cucurbitaceae. The record is from RefSeq and is a predicted model, not a curated record.